Hymenoscyphus albidus is the source of this 1173-nucleotide messenger RNA. Lineage: Eukaryota; Fungi; Ascomycota; Leotiomycetes; Helotiales; Helotiaceae. The record is from the annotation of a GenBank genome assembly.
ACACCUCGAUCUCAUUGUGUUCCAUAUAUCCCUUUUCACCUCGAUAACCGAAUCGUCAAACCUCUCCCGAAGUACCCAUACCAGCUCCAAAAUGAAGAUCCUCAACACCCUCCUCCUAGCAAGCACAGUCUCCGCCCACGGCAUGUGGCAAAAGCUCAAAAUCAACGGCGUAGACCAAGGACAAAACGUCGGGAUCCGACCCCCCUCCUCCAACAACCCCAUUCAAUCCGUAACCGGUUCCUCCAUCGCAUGUAACACCGGUCUCCUAUCCCCGACGUCGACCAAAGUCGUGCAGAUUCCUGCGGGUGCAAAGGUAGCAUCUUGGUUCCAGCAUGUUAUUGGGGGUCCGCAGGGUGCGGGCGAUGCGGAUAAUCCGAUUGCUUCGAGUCAUAAGGGACCUAUUAGUGUCUAUCUUGCUAAGGUAUGUGUUUCUCUCUCUCUAUCUCUGUCUCAUGAGAAAGAUUUGGAAUGGGAGGUGGAUGAAGAAGUAUGAAGAUUGCUAAUGUGUUUAUGACAGGUUGACAACGCCGCCACCACCGCCACGAACUACAACUCCCUUUCUUGGUUCAAAGUCGCAGCCGAAGGACUCAAUACCGGUACCGGAAAAUGGGGUGUCGAUACCAUGAUUGCGAACCAGGGGUGGUGGGAGUUUACCAUGCCGUCUUGUCUUGCUCCUGGACAGUAUGUUAUGAGAGUUGAACUUCUUGGUAUGUUACUCCUUCUCUGAAUUUCCAUUCUCAGUUUUAACUGGGUUUCGCUAAUUGAUUUUGAAUAGCCUUGCACUCCGCCUACAGCUCUGGAGCAGCGCAAUUCUAUAUCUCGUACGUUCCCCCAUCCUCGCUUAACAACCUCAUCCAUUACAUUAUAGUAUACUAGUGUAAGAAGAAACUGACAAAUCGGUGUGAAAAGAUGUGCAGGCAUUGAAGUCACCGGUUCAGGAACGAAGACCGGUGGCACUACAGUGAAAUUCCCUGGCGCGUAUACCGCCACUGAUCCGUACGUCCUUUUUUCCUUUCCUUUCCUCCUUCCUCCAUUUUCGAGUAUGUCAGAGCAUGGGCUGAUACGAUCCAUAGCGGAAUCAUGCUAAACAUCUAUUCCUCCGGUUCACCUUCGGUUCCUAAUAAUAAUGGGAAGGCUUAUCCUAUCCCUGGACCUGCGGUUAUGACUUGUUAG